GUCGGCAACGUCCUGGUCAUCCUCGUCGUUGCCCUCAACCGCAACAUGAGGACAGUACCGAAUCUAUUCAUCAUGAACUUGGCUGUGGCAGAUCUCCUCGUCCUCGUCGUCUGCCUCCCGUCCAACCUCAUGACCACUCUUUUCGACCCGUGGAUGUGGGGCGCCUUGAUGUGCAAGAUGGUGUCGUACAUCCAGGGUGUCUCCGUGACGGCGUCGGUCCACAGCCUCGUCGCCGUCUCCUUUGACAGGUUCUUGGCGAUUUGGUUCCCGCUGCAGCGGCAGAUGACGAGGAAAGCCGCCAGCAUCAUCAUCGUCUUCAUCUGGCUGGAAAGCACCCACCUCUUGAUCCCUUGGGCCAUCGUGUUCCACGCUGAGGACGACCGUUGCAGGGAGGAGUGGACGGAUCCCCUCACGGAGAAGAUCUACUUCAUCGUCGCCAAUCUCGUCAUCUGCUAUCUCGCUCCCUUGCUGCUCAUCUCCAUCUGCUACAUACUGAUAUUCGUGAAAGUGUGUCGACGGGACAUCCCCGGGGAACGUACGAAUUACGAUCAACACGUCAUGGAGCUUCAUCAGAGGUCGAAAUUCAAGGUGAUCCAGAUGCUCCUGGUCGUCGUGGUCAUCUUCAUCCUCUCCUGGUUCCCCACCUACCUGAUGUACAGCAUCUACAAACUGGGCGACCCCCAACUCCUCGGAGACUGGGCCAAAUCGUUGAUCCCCAUCGCGCAAUGGCUCGGCGUCUCGAACUCCUGCAUGAACCCGAUCCUCUAUGCCUUCUUCAAUAAGAAGUUCAGGAAAGGGUUCAGCAUGCUGGUUCGAGGACGGGGAUAUCGAACCAGCUUCAUCGCUCCGAAUUCGGGAAUGAGCCGGGGAGAGACGUUCCGAUCCUCCUUCAUGAGCUCCAGCGUCAUGAAGAAGUUUGCGGAGAGGCGGAGACGAGGAAGAGAGCGAAAUAAUGGCGUCCUGAGGCAUUCGAUUCGUCUCUCGACUGAGGUAGAAGUGGAAGCGGCGCAUCCUCGGAUCCACCGGCAGGAGGCCUUCGACGAGAUCCAAGAGGACGAGCAUUCCCAGGUGCCCGAACUGGGUCAGUGUCCGAGGAUCCAAGAGAGGGACAUGACGAGGCAGCAUUCCGACGAAAGCACGGCCAGCUCCAGCUUCCUCAUCAAGCCCGAGCGAAUUCUGUACAUGAACCGCCGCUUUGUCUCGUGA
Darwinula stevensoni is the source of this 1206-nucleotide messenger RNA. Lineage: Eukaryota; Metazoa; Arthropoda; Ostracoda; Podocopida; Darwinulidae. The record is from the annotation of a GenBank genome assembly.